Aspergillus terreus NIH2624 is the source of this 2628-nucleotide messenger RNA. RefSeq names its product putative cell wall proline rich protein. The coding region runs from base 1 to 2628 and encodes 875 amino acids. The record is from RefSeq and is a predicted model, not a curated record. NCBI's taxonomy places the organism in Eukaryota, Fungi, Ascomycota, Eurotiomycetes, Eurotiales, Aspergillaceae. The transcript has 2 exons.
AUGGCUUCAAUUUCGCUACCUCCACAGCCUCAAACUACUUCAUCAUUCUCUCACUAUCUCGACUCGGCGCCUCAUCCGGCACCGGGGCACAGCCGCCGCAACCUGACCAUGUCUUCACCACUGCCCAACCCGCCGUUCGUCUUUCCGGCGCGAGAUCCAAGUGCGGCCCCGCAAACUCCGGAGCGCAAGUCCAGGAGUGCUGCGCCCCUUCCGGCUUUCUCUUUCAAUCCAGGCGCCACACAUUCAUCGCAGCCAUCCAUGCCGACUCUUCCAGUGAAUCGACCGGGCGGGCACCGUCGACGAUGCAGCGAACUCAUCGGUAAUGACCACUUAGUCGCUUCUGGGACUGUGGAAGCGAAUAAGGACGAGACUCCCGAUCCUGCUCCUGCUCCUGCCCCCAUUCCCGCUCCCUCCAGCCUCCCGACUCCGGGACCUGGUUUCAGCGCGGGCGGUCCAGACACAACUCAGGACCAGCAUCGAGUUGACGGCAUCCGACGCCCCAUCUCCCAUUCAGCAAUCAGUUUGGGUCGGCCCACGCCCCCUGCUUCACCGAGAAUCACUAUCAAUGGGGAAUCACUCCACCCGCCACGACCCGAAAGUCCGGUCAGCCCUCUCUCUGCUGAGCAUACGCUCUCAGACACCCCGUCGAAAGACGAAAACACGGCAUUCACGCGUCCAGAAACUGCCGCUAGAAAUAGCAACGUAACUGGGGAUCCUAGCCUGUCCUCGCAGCAAGUCGAGGAGAAACCCAAGCCUCGGCCGAGGACUGCGGAUGCAUCGCUGAUGCUGAGCUCGAGCGCCAAUGGUGGGUCAAACGAAAUGUCACGAUCAAAACGGCCACUCUCCGCCACAGGACAUUCGCGCUUUCGGAAGAGUCUCUCGUCGGGUGUUCUUGACGCUGCCCUUCGGCGGCAUAACAUGGGUGACCACCCUUGGGCUGACCCGCGACAUUCGUCGUCUGAUGACGCAGACUCGGAUGCGUCUGCCGACGAGCACGGAGCUUCAGGGUCUGGGUCGAAGAAACGGGUGAAAACCAAGAAGCGCCAAAAGAAGGUCCGGUCGUGGGCUGGUUCGAUUCUGACUCGGGGCAAAGGCAAGCGCCAUCAAUCGAAGAAAGAGCCUUCGGAAGCCAAGUCGGAAGAAGUUCGAGCGCCCGUUCUCACACGAACGAAUUCAGACCUUGGCUCUGGGCUGGAUGUCGAGUUUGACGAUGAUAAUAUCGUCGUGAUCCGGACCCCGACCAACCCCAAUGCCCCAAGAUCGCAGCAAUCAGCCGAUGACGACCAGCCGACCUUGGAAAAUUCUUGGAAACCUCGGAGCUUCUACGAACAAGAUACGCAGCAGAAUGACACGCUCAGCCCCAUCAUCGAUCUGGACGCGGCCUUGGGACCUUUUAACACACCUGAUAUGGGUUCUCGGAAAGUAGCAGAGAGUGGUUUCUCAGCAGCAAGCAGGCGCAUGUACAGCGGAGGGCGGCGAGGAGAAUUCGUCGGGCCGGAGAUGCGAUAUCAUCGACGCGCAGAAAGCGCUCCGGCAUUGCCACCCUUCGACCGCAGCUUCCUGGCGAGUAGUCGACUCUCUAGCAAUUUCGCAAUGGAGCAUCCGGAUGUGUUCUAUGAGGAAGAAGAGGAUGCCUUCUUAGCCGCUACGAGCGAAUCGGAGAAGGAUUGUGGCGGUCAGGUGUCGACCACGGCGGUCCCAGCUCCAACGGAGGAACCCGACAAGGAGUCAGAGCGUAGCAAGGAAAGCUCGCAGACUUUGACAUGCCAGCGGCCCGUCGAGAAUAAUGACAUGCAAAACACUCAGACCGGUCUAGGGAUCGGAGAGCCGCCAAAGUCACCCACUCCUAGCGACGUCCCACCGACAACCGAAGAAUCUCCGCAGACGGACCGGCAAGAUGUUACGAAGCAGCUGCGAAACGCCUCGAACCCUUUCUCGAACUAUCCAAGGGGUCCCCUGGACACCGCCAAGCAGCAAGAUUGGCAUCAGAGGAUACCAAAAUUGCCAAUUCCGCCUAGUCCCGACAUCUCGCCCCGAUUCACACCGGCUGAUCAGCGGCCUGCCACCUCCCCGCUAGAGUUGACACCCAACAUUCCGCAAUUCUCUCUGCAUGGAGGUAGUUCCAUCUCGAACUCCUCGUUCCCCUCGCCGGAUUUCACUGUCUCUUCGGAUGCUCCUCGUUCGGUCACCACAUCAUCUACCGACCGCAACUUCUCCAACCCGUCCUACAACCAAUCGAUGGAUUUCCCUCACGCAUCUGUUGAAGAUGUGCCUUCAUUGACGAGUAGUGCAUCGACUAUGACGAAUACGCUGAACCGGUUCUCUGCGAAUUUCUUCCAGCGCCCUCGACUAUCGACUGAUCGUUCAGCUUCGUUUUCUGCUGCUGUGCAUCGGCGCUCUAGUCAGCCUAGCAGUUCCAAGCGAUCCAGUCUUGCCAGUCUUUCCAAACUGGUGGCUGGGCCUGGCUCCGAAAAGAGCAAGCUGAGCUAUGAGGAGAAACCGCCGAGCGACGACCCUGAGAAGGCGCGGAAGAAGGGCCGGCGAAUCAGCCGUUUGAUGCACUUCUGGAGAACCAAAGACAAAGAUCGGUUGAACGACGAUGUUGUUCGCGAAGAACACCCAUCAUAA